This is a messenger RNA of Coprinopsis cinerea okayama7#130, 1467 nucleotides long. RefSeq lists its product as hypothetical. The transcript has 4 exons. Bases 1 to 1467 code for a protein of 488 amino acids. Lineage: Eukaryota; Fungi; Basidiomycota; Agaricomycetes; Agaricales; Psathyrellaceae. The record is from RefSeq and is a predicted model, not a curated record.
AUGCACCGACCGAAUAAACGACCUCGUCUUUCAGAACCAGACGGAUUUGCUCAGACGUCAAAACCUCCCCCUCCAAAGAUCUCUGCACCAAAGUUUGCGAAUGCAUUCGAUGCACCAAAGACCACGAAACCAGUUUCGAGAGGUGGGGACGUCAAGUUGGCAGAGUCCGUGUUUUGGAAAGGGGGUGCGGACGGGAAGGAGAAAGAUAAAGGAAAGGAGGAUGCAGGGGCGAAAGAUAGGAAGGAUAAAGGCAAGGAGAAGGAGGUUGCUGUUAGGCCUCCCCCAAAGCUUCAACCGGUGCGGAGCGUCAAGGAAAAGGGCCGGGAGACUUUAUUGGGAUACCAGCUUCCCCCACCCUUACCUGACGUUGCCAAACCCUCGUCGUCGAACUCCAAGACAUUGAAACCACUUGGUGUUCCGCAAUUACAUGUUCAACCACGACAUCCACCAGUUCAACAACCGAAAGUGCCGAUUUCAGCGAGGAUGGAGGCACCUCCUUUACCCCUGCCUGGGUUGAACCCCAAUACGACGACCGCGGCGAAGGAGAGCAAGAUAAUUGUCGACCCAUCGGUGCUAUUCGCUGUCGAGAAUUUGGUAAAGCCGGAUGACGAGGGAGAGGCCAACGUAGAUGAGCGACGGAGAGCGGCGGGCGCGACGGACUACUUUCAGCGCUCAAAGACAUCGCUUGUGCUCUGGAGGCGCCAGGCUCAACAACGGACUGGCGGAGCUACAUCUACGACGACAACUUCGAUAGCCACGAAAAAAGCCGAUCUGAGAGUGAAGGUAGUGAGGAUUGUCCAAGCUCCUGCGUCGUCAGCAUCUGCUUCUACGUCGAAAGACAAGUCAAUGGCAAAGGGUUCAAGGUCCUCGGCGGCGGGUAGGAGUGCACCUCAGAGAUCGUUCGUUUUACCCGCUGUCGCGGUUUGCGAAGUCCUCCAAACAGGGGCUUUUCGGACGUUUGUGUUCCCGACUGCUCUGGGAUCGGGGGGAGAUCCCGCAGUAAUGAAGUUUAGAGAGGGUGCUUUGGUGGAUGUUUGGAAACCUUUUUAUGAUACUUCCUCUCCUACUGCCACGACUUUGCGUUUGGGGAACAGGAGGAGAAAUAGCAGUAGCAGUUCAUCAAGAGGUGGAGAAGGCCUGGGCGGGCUGAAGUUGAGACCCUUUCCAUUACCUUCUUUGUCCCCUAUGCCUGGAGAUGCUAGUGAUGGUAUCAAGGUUCCCUAUUCUAUCCUCUAUAUAGAAUCCAUCUGCCAGGAAAAGUGUACCCUUCGUCAAGGUUCCUUGUUAUGGUCAAGGGACGCGAACUCAAGUGAGCAUGCACGUCAACCGUUGAUGCGUGGUCAGGGGAUGGGAGGCUCUAAAACCACACACACACCAACCAAACCGGCAGGUGAAAGUAAAGAAGUAAAAGUAAUGAAAAGGCUGAUCCUCUACACCCAACCAAAGGCUACGUCUAAGGUCAAAUGA